AUGGGUGAUAUUUUUCUCCAAAUUGAAGACGACGCGUACCAAGAAGACCUGGGCUACACGCGCGGAACCAUCGGCAAGUCGAGCACCGGCCGCGUGCGCCUGCCGCAAAUAGACGAGAAGACCAAAGUGCGGAUCAGCAAGACCCUUCAGAAGAAUCUGCAGAAGCAGCAGCAGUAUGGGGGCGCCACCAGUAUUAGGCGGCAGGUGUCGGGUACCGCGUCUUCGGUGGCGUUCACGCCUUUGCAGGGCCUGGAAAUAGUCAAUCCUCAAGCAGCGGAGACGCGGGUGAACGAAGCAAACGCCAAAUACUUUUCAAACACAUCAGGAUUCUUGUCAGUUGGGAAGAAAACCACAUAAAAUGUAUUGAAUCAGUAAU
Messenger RNA from Ostrinia furnacalis (Asian corn borer), 376 nucleotides. Its product is annotated as U4/U6 small nuclear ribonucleoprotein Prp31-like. Gene Ontology annotation, biological process: mRNA splicing, via spliceosome; spliceosomal tri-snRNP complex assembly. The coding region runs from base 1 to 357 and encodes 118 amino acids. Gene Ontology annotation, cellular component: U4 snRNP; U4/U6 x U5 tri-snRNP complex; precatalytic spliceosome. The record is from RefSeq and is a predicted model, not a curated record. Lineage: Eukaryota; Metazoa; Arthropoda; Insecta; Lepidoptera; Crambidae. The transcript has 3 exons.